AAUCUGUUACUCGAUUAAUUCAAGUUUCUUCUUUACCUUCCUUUUUAAAAGAUGAUUUACAAAAAAAAUGUGCACAAAGGUUUAAUUUUUUAGGAUUUUUACAUAAAAUAGAUCUCAUUAAUGAUAUUAAUGAAGCAAAAAAUGAACAUAAAAAAAUUAGAAAUGAAAAUGAUAUUGAUGAUUAUCAAAAAGGAUUCCUUUUAAAUCUUAUAAAUAAG
This is a messenger RNA of Dentiscutata erythropus, 218 nucleotides long. NCBI's taxonomy places the organism in Eukaryota, Fungi, Glomeromycota, Glomeromycetes, Diversisporales, Gigasporaceae. The record is from the annotation of a GenBank genome assembly.